AUGGCGUCCGGUUUCGGUCUCAAUGGCGGUCCCUCCCGCUGCUACAACUUCUGGCAAGAAGUCCUCGGUUGCUACGUUGUCAAUGCUGGAGAGGGUGAAAGUGGCAAAAGAAAGUGCCUGCCAGCGCUAGAUGAUUACCAUGAGUGCCUGCACCACAAGAAAGAGGCUCUCCGGACGAUGAAAAUGCAGGCCGCCUACCGGAAGGCAGAAGCCGCACACCCCCGUGAGGCUGAAGCACAGGCAGAACAGGUUCGGAGUUUGGGGUUGUUAAAUCGGUGA
Messenger RNA from Aspergillus puulaauensis, 279 nucleotides. RefSeq lists its product as uncharacterized. Gene Ontology annotation, biological process: mitochondrial respiratory chain complex I assembly. Bases 1 to 279 code for a protein of 92 amino acids. The transcript has 3 exons. The record is from RefSeq and is a predicted model, not a curated record. NCBI's taxonomy places the organism in Eukaryota, Fungi, Ascomycota, Eurotiomycetes, Eurotiales, Aspergillaceae.